Cylicostephanus goldi is the source of this 506-nucleotide messenger RNA. The record is from the annotation of a GenBank genome assembly. NCBI's taxonomy places the organism in Eukaryota, Metazoa, Nematoda, Chromadorea, Rhabditida, Strongylidae.
AUGAUUUUCAGGCUAGGCUCAUUUUACUGUCAAUUCAACAACAUGAUGGGAAUAACGCCAAUAUGUGCUAGUGUAUUUACUAUGAUAGUGAUGAGCAUUGAUAGGUACUGGGCCAUUGUGCAUCCAAUGCGAAGGCGUCCGGGAAAACAUGCUACGGUGGCUGUUAUAUGCCUGAUAUGGAUACUUGCCAUAAUUUGUGGUAUACCAGCUUUUCUUGCGUCCAAGCUGGAGCUAAACUACUUCUAUGAUGGAGAAACCCUAUUCGCAGAUACGCUAUGUUUAUCUGAUAAUUAUCCAGAUGGUAAUUCACAAACUUCAACGUUCGGUGCCUUAUAUAAUAAUGGCCUUAUCGCAGUGCAAUACUUGCUACCACUAAUGGUACUUACAUGUGCAUACUAUCGUGUCGGAGUAGUUUUACGAAGGGAUCAAGCCGUCGGCGACUCGCGGCAUGCGAAAUCUAUAGCGGCGAAAAGAAAGGCAAGUUUUCGUUGGGUAUUUGCUUGAUA